Symbiodinium pilosum is the source of this 151-nucleotide messenger RNA. The record is from the annotation of a GenBank genome assembly. Lineage: Eukaryota; Dinophyceae; Suessiales; Symbiodiniaceae.
GAUGCAGUUCUACCGGAAUCCGCUGUCGGAGGUGGUCCGCUUCUUCGAGACUUUUCACCCUGAGAGAUACCUCAUCAUCAAUGCGUGCCCUGAGAUCCCGUACAACGAGGCAGCAUUCCGGACGGGGAUCGUGGAGAGGUUCGAUGUGCAG